UAAAGGUGAGGAUGACUCAUCAAUCAAACAUGGCCAAUCUUUUAGCAUCUACUUUUAUGACCUAUCACAGUCCCAUAACCAUGAUUCAAGCCUUCAACAACAAUUCCUUCCUAUUCGUGAAAAAAAAUAGUUAUAAGAAGAAGAAUCCACGGUAUAAUAAGCAUCAAUCCGAGUGUUUGCUUUUCACAUACCUAAAGACGCCGCAUUUGCCCAAACCCAAAAUUAGCUGCAGCAAUCUCCCAAGGAAACGAAGAAGAGGACCCAUUUCAAUUCGAUCUACUAAACCCACAGAAAUGGUGAUUGCCAAUGAGAACAAGCCGAAUGAUUCAUUGAAGCAAGGGAUAGCAGAUUUCUAUGACGAGUCUUCUGGAAUAUGGGAAGACAUGUGGGGAGAGCAUAUGCACCAUGGAUUCUAUGAAGGAAGUAAUGGAGAUACUUCUGAUGCAUAUCACCGUUCAGCUCAGAUCCGUAUGAUUGAAGAAACUCUCCUUUUUGCUGGAAUUUCUGAUGACAGUGCAAAUAAGCCCAAAAGAAUUGUGGAUGUUGGAUGUGGGAUAGGAGGCAGUUCUAGGUACCUGGCAAGGAAGUAUGGAGCUCAGUGUCAAGGAAUCACUCUCAGUCCUGUCCAAGCUAAAAGGGCUCAAGAACUUGCUGUGGCCAAAGGCUUGGACCAGCAGGUGACAUUUCAAGUUGCAGAUGCUUUAGAACAGCCAUUUCCGAAUGGAGAAUUUGAUCUAGUGUGGUCCAUGGAAAGUGGAGAACACAUGCCUGACAAGCAAAAGUUUGUAAAUGAGCUAGCUCGUGUAACAGCUCCAGGAGGGAAAAUCAUAAUAGUGACCUGGUGCCACAGAGAUCUCUCACCAGGUGAAGAAACAUUGCUCAAGGAUGAACAAGUAUUACUAAAGAAGAUAUGUAAUUCUUAUUAUCUUCCUGACUGGUGUUCAUCCGCGGAUUAUGUGAAAUUACUUGACUCCCUCAAUCUCCAGGACAUUAAAGUGGCAGACUGGACUGAUAAUGUUGCCCCUUUCUGGCCUGCUGUUAUAAAAUCAGCCCUCAGUUGGAAGGGUUUUAUCUCAUUGUUCAAGAGUGGUUGGAAAACCAUUAAAGGGGCAUUAGUUAUGCCAUUGAUGAUACAAGGAUACAACAAGGGUUUAAUCAAAUUUGCCAUUAUUACUUGCCGUAAACCUUAGUCAAAGGUACAAGAAGAAGAAGAAGCGGAAUUCAUUGAGAAACUGGAUAAUGAUGUUUGAAUUUUUAAUUUGGCGGCUUACAUUGAGCAUGCUUGAAUAAUAAUGUCUGUAAUGAAUUUUUAAUUUUGAUGAUGGUUGUUUUCAUGCAGUAAUCUCAUUUGAAUAAUAAUGGAUUAUUAUCUUUGUUUCAAA
Messenger RNA from Impatiens glandulifera, 1382 nucleotides. Its product is annotated as probable tocopherol O-methyltransferase, chloroplastic. Lineage: Eukaryota; Viridiplantae; Streptophyta; Magnoliopsida; Ericales; Balsaminaceae. The record is from RefSeq and is a predicted model, not a curated record. Gene Ontology annotation, molecular function: S-adenosylmethionine-dependent methyltransferase activity. Bases 12 to 1190 code for a protein of 392 amino acids. The transcript has 6 exons. Gene Ontology annotation, biological process: methylation.